AUCGAGCAAUACCUGUAAUCAUCUAGUUUUCAACUCUUUCGCUGCUCGAUUGCAUUACCCUUGUCGGCUUCCAACCGGGAGGGAAUGAGAGUGAGAGAAAACUCUGAGCGACGAAGGACCACGCGGUCUGCCGCACCACACACAUAUCCGCCAGCUACGACCACAAUCAUAACGAUAUGGCUGGCUGCGACUCCUGUGGCUGAUUUUCCUUCAGCGUGCCCGGCAUGCUGUCCGAAACGGAACAACGAUUCAGAUAUUCUUUUGACUUCGAUCUGAAAAGUUGUUGUCAUUAGGAGCUAAUCUUUUAACCUUUCUUUCAUCGCCAAAACAUAAUCGCUAAUUAGACAAAUUUCGCGCCCACGUUCCGACGUUGGGCUUCUUUCGACCGGAGAAUCAAAGUAAUCGAGUGCAAUCGUGAGAGCGAGAAUUGUCGAAACUAGUCGGCAAUUAGCAUACCUAACUGGAGAACAAAGGAACCGUUCUCGUCGAAAUUAGGAUUUCAUCCAUUGCGCGCACUGUGAUAUAAACAAUUGUGACGGACUGUGGUGCGGUGAUAUACGAUACGCAAACGGAGAGUCACGUGUGAAGGAGAGACUGAUACGCGGCAGUGAUUUUUUUUUCCAAAGUCGCUUAGAUCUGUUGAUUUUAGUUUUAGUUGUUGGAUUUCGUUAGUUAGUUUAGGCUCGAAUUUAUUUGUUUUAAAUUUGUUGAGGGGUUUUGUUGCAAUUAUCCAAUUAGUUUUUGUUAGAUUGAUUUUUAUCUUUUCGAAAUUCGUCGCUUAUUUUUGCACGAUUUUUUUUUCACUCGCGCGUAUGUCAUUGCUUUCGCGUAUGUCAGCAGCGAUCGAUCGCAUUAGUUCGCGUUUGCUCGGGAUGUGCUUUGAAUGUGCCUUGUAAGUUCGCAAUCGGGAAUGGAACACACGCCGGUUUCUUCGCCCACGACGGUCUCGAGUGGUGUCAUAGUACAGAGUUGUGCACAGGUGGUAGAUGAUGGUGGUAGAUUACUGGCAGGGGGUGUUAGCGCUAGUGUAGGUAGUCUUUCCGAUAGUAAUCUUAGCUCGACGACGGUGACAACGGGUAUCGGGGCGGCCGCUGGUGACAAACCAAAGAUUACCACUUCGGUGGCUGGUUCCACUACGGCGACACCGGUGAAGGCAUCGUCCGGUGCUUUGACAACUAGCUCAGCGGCUACUUCGUGUGUGGCCAGUCCCGUGCUGAGCCCGCCGAGGAAGAUCUGGGGACGCAACAACAACGGUACAAUGGUGGAAACAUCCUCUCCGUCCAACGAAGCUGAGCUUCAACUGUACCGAGUGUUGCAGCGAGCUAGUCUGUUGAAUUAUUACGAUACGCUGCUGGAAAUGGGUGGCGACGAUCUACAACAGCUUUGCGAGGCAUGUGAAGAAGAGUUUCUCGAAAUCAUGGCCCUGGUGGGUAUGGCGUCGAAACCUCUCCACGUGCGACGACUUCAGAAGGCGUUACAGGAAUGGGUCACCAACCCGUCCGCUUUCCAAAAUCCUCUCACCAGCAUGGAUACCCCGUCAAGGCUGACCUACAGUCCAGGACCCGGAUCGAUAGCACGUAGUGUUAGCAGCUACCCUACAGCAUCCGCACCAACCUCUAGCUUCAUUGCAAAUCCAUCGUCCAGUACAAAUCUACAGCAGUCGUCUUCUCUGGGGCAUCUAGCAACUAGUUUAACGAGCAGCAGUAUCAGUAGCAACGUGGUCAGCCCUAUUGGGUCCACCACCGCUAACCCACUGCAGUUGUCGCCGAGCCUUACCGAAGAUCAGGUCAUCAAGAUCAUCCAAGCAGCUGAACGGCUGUCCCGGACGAUUCCCCGUCAUCUGGAACCACGACAGCAAAAUGUCAAAAAGCGCACAACCCGCGACCUGGAGCAGGUGAUCGCCAUGAGUGAACACGACCCUCGUCGGAUGGAAGAGAUCCGGAAGUAUUCCGCUAUCUACGGGCGCUUCGACUGUAAACGAAGGCCGGAAAAGCCGUUGACCCUACACGAGGUGUGCGUGAACGAAGCUGCCGCCCAGAUAUGCAAAUACGUGCCGGCUCUCCUCACCCGACGAGACGAACUGUUCCCCCUGGCACGGCAGGUCGUCAAGGAGUGCGGUUUCGGUCACUCUGCCAGCAUUCGACUGACCGGCUUAUGCCAAACGCAACCCAGUCGACAUGAAGAGUUGGAUACCGCGCAGCAGAUGAAACGGGCACGCUUGUCCAGUGAUACCAGUUCCGAUCUCGGAAAGGAAAACUCCGAUGACAAUAGGGACCUGACGACCGCGUCGCUGUACCAGCACAUGACGGACAAACCGUUCGACCUAACCGAUUCAAGUAAAUUUUCGUUCACUCGAUCCGAAUUUGAUGACACAGAUUCUCGAUUUAGUUUUAGCAAUUCAAGUUCGUCACCAGUUCAAACUGGAAACGGAAUCGACCGAGAUUUGAACGAGCACGAGUUUGCGGACAACCUGCGGCACCACGCGGGCCGAUCGCUCAUACCGCACGACAGCUCCCUGGGGGUACAGGUCAUAUCGUCCUCCGGUGGGCACAUAAUCGCCGUGGCCAAUCCGGCCCUGGCUCUCAGUCCGGCGUUGAGCGAGGCCAUCACCAUCAAACGGGAAGCGAUGUCUCCGGAGUUAUAACCACAUUGCAUGGCGACACGGCACAACGGAUCGUAAUGAAAGAUCACUGGAUGAUGGGUGUUUGGGAGGGAUUUAGAUUUGGUGAGGGAUUAGAACUAGUCUAGCAACUUUUAAAAAGUUCUGAAUCAUUUACGUACUGUUUCUUUGGCAAUUUUGAAUAAAAAUUUAUAAUUUUCGGCAAUUGUGAUUAUUCACGCUAAAUUUUAACAACGCAUAGACUGUUCCUUUUGGUUUUUAUAUAGGAUUCUUUUUUUUAUAUUUCCUUCUAGGGCAAAAUUUUCUGUUCUUGUUUUCAAAACAAACAAAAUAAAAAAGAACGUCAAGACUGUUUUUAUAAAAAGGUAAUGGUUUAAAUCAAUUUUAGUUCUCUUGCUUAUGCAGCAUUAUUUUGACUCUGUAAAUAUAUACUCAUGAAUAAACUUUAGCUUUAUAUACAUACCUGUGUAUAUUUGGUAGCUGUAAUACAGUUUAGUUAUUUAGUAUCACUUACACAAUACAGGGGAUGGCCAAAAUGUUUGGGAUAGGCAACUUUUUUUUCUCUCACAAAAAAGUUCAACAUGCUAUAACUUUUCAUAGAGCGCAUCAAAAAAUCUCAAAUUUUGACUGUUUGUCAACCUACUAUAUGUGCAUCAUUGGUACAAAUUUGGGCUCGAUUGAUUAAUAUUUCGCAAAGUUAGAACCGUUCGGGUAAAACACUAUUUUUUAGACAACUCAUUUUUGAGCUGUCAUAUCUCGGAAACCAGUAAACCGAAUUGAAUGAAAUUUUGAACGUACACUAACAAUAUGUAAAUGCUUCCUAUACUAUCAAAACAUAGGUACUUUUUAAACUUUGAAAAAAGUUAUCAUGGAUUGACACUUUUUGGAUUUUUCUCGAAAAAAUGUAAUUUUUUUACAUCAAUGUCAAUAAAUUUUAAUGUUGAUAUCCAAAGAUUUUCCACUUCUGUUCUCAAGUUAUCUCUAAUCAGAUAUAUUAGAGCCUAUUUAGAUUGAAGGAAGAACACAUUUAGUAAUUUUUGUGUGGUAUUGUAAAUUUGACUUAUUUUCCUCUAUAUGGGUAAAAAUUUCAACCCGGUAUAACUUAAUUCGUCGUGAGAAAAUAUUACAUUUUAUAACGUCGUAUUUAGUAUCAAUAUAUUGUUGAUAAACGUUAAAAAAUUCAUUCAAUUCGGUUCACUGGUUUCCGAGAUAUGACAGUUCAAAAAUUAGUUGUCUAAAAAAUAGUGUUUUACCCGAACGGUUCUGACUUCGCGAAAAAUGUAUCAAUCGAGCCCAAAUUUGUACCAAUGAUGCACAUAUAACAGGUUGACAAACAGUCAAAAUUUGAGAUUUUUUGAUGCACUCUAUGAAAAGUUACAGCAUGUUGAGUUUUUUUGUGGGAGAAAAA
Messenger RNA from Aedes albopictus (Asian tiger mosquito), 4028 nucleotides. RefSeq names its product NGFI-A-binding protein homolog (gene nab). The transcript is spliced from 7 exons. Gene Ontology annotation, biological process: negative regulation of DNA-templated transcription. Lineage: Eukaryota; Metazoa; Arthropoda; Insecta; Diptera; Culicidae. The record is from RefSeq and is a predicted model, not a curated record. Gene Ontology annotation, molecular function: transcription coregulator activity; transcription factor binding. The coding region runs from base 884 to 2644 and encodes 586 amino acids. Gene Ontology annotation, cellular component: nucleus.